This is a messenger RNA of Paralichthys olivaceus (Japanese flounder), 4930 nucleotides long. RefSeq names its product protocadherin-9. NCBI's taxonomy places the organism in Eukaryota, Metazoa, Chordata, Actinopteri, Pleuronectiformes, Paralichthyidae. The record is from RefSeq and is a predicted model, not a curated record. Gene Ontology annotation, biological process: homophilic cell-cell adhesion. Gene Ontology annotation, cellular component: plasma membrane. Gene Ontology annotation, molecular function: calcium ion binding.
ACGGCGCACAGACGCUGCGCAUCGGUGCCACACUGAGCCACCUUUUUUUUCAUCCAAAGCUCCAAACGGGAUCCACUCUGAGAUUUCACACCUCUUUUUCCUGUUCUUUUAAAAAAAAAUUGCGUAAAUGCCUUCAUGAUCUUUUUUUAACCUUGUGUCUGCGUCGGCCAAUGGAGCUGUGUGAACUUGAGACAUGACGGGACGCGAGUGUCUCCUCUUGCCUUCAUCUCGUCGGCGCCUUCACCUUAACAGGUAGCCCGUGAGGGAGAGGACGGGACAGAAGAAGAAUAAAACAAACCGGGACGUGUAACGGGAGAUGUGCAUUGAUUUUCGGGACUCGUUCCUAAUGGAAGACACCGCAAACCACUGACCACCUGGCUGUCUGCUGGAGAGCUGAUCACCGCAAUCACCGCAGGUCGCACAGUUAGAUCCUGUUUAUUCCUGAAGUUCAAUGGGGGGAAAGGAACUGCGACAUAUGCAGCCUCUGAUUUACCCCAGUUUGUGCGACCAGCCGGUUUUCACCUGAAACCUGCUCCUGAGUCUGAUUACUCUGCUCGUCUCUUCCCUGGACCCAGAUCUGACUGAGAAGGAUAUCUUUACCAGAUUAAGCUCGCAGGCGCACAGGAUGAGAAGACUAUGAGCUGACUCACUCCAGUUUUUUCUCCUGAGCUGGAACGGAUUUUGGUUAAUCUGUGGAGGAUUCCUGUCGUCACAUUCAAGGAGUCACUGCCUGUAACAUCAGUAGCAUAGAAAGAAACUCCCGAGCUGUGCAGCCUGGAAGCACAUUUACACUAUCAUGGAUCUAAAAGACUAUUACCUGUUGGGCACCCUACUCGCCUGCAUAUGGCUCGAUCCUUCGAUAGCCCAAGAGCUAAUCUACCCUAUCAGAGAGGAGUUGCAAGAAAAUGUCCUCAUUGGAAACAUACCAAAGGACCUAAACAUAUCCCAUACAAAUGCUGCCACUGGAACAAGUGCUAAUCUGGUCUACCGGCUCGUCUCCAAAGCGGGAGAUAACCCACUGGUCCGUGUUCUGAGCAGCACUGGGGAGAUUUUCACAACAUCAAACCGAAUCGACAGGGAGAAGUUGUGCCCCGGUCCCUCAUUUGAGGACAGCGAGUGCUCUUUUGAAAUUGAAGUGGUCAUUCUACCUAAUGAUUAUUUCAGGCUGAUUAAGAUCAAAAUAAUCGUCAAAGACACAAAUGAUAAUGCCCCCAUGUUCCCGUCCCCUGUGAUCAACAUCUCUAUCCCCGAGAACACGCUCAUUAACAACCGCUUUGCUAUUCCCUCAGCCACUGACCCAGACACUGGCCCCAACAGUGUCCACAAAUAUGAGCUGAUCAAUGGGCAAAGUGCCUUCGGCUUAGACAUAGUAGAAACGCCUGAGGGGGAGAAGUGGCCCCAGCUCAUUGUGCAGCAGAAUCUGGACAGAGAGCAGAAGGAUACAUAUGUAAUGAAGAUCAAGGUGGAGGAUGGUGGCAGUCCGCAGAAAUCCAGCACUGCCAUUCUACAAGUAACAGUAACAGAUGUCAAUGACAACAGACCGGUGUUUAAAGAGAAUCAGAUAGAGGUGCACAUACCGGAGAACUCCGCCAUUGGCACGUCUGUUGUGCAGCUUCUGGCCACAGAUGCAGACGUAGGGGCAAAUGCAGAGAUACGUUAUGUAUUUGGGACUCAGGUGUCUCCUGCUACAAAAAGACUCUUUGCAUUGAAUACAACAUCUGGCCUAAUUACAGUGCAGAGACCCCUGGACAGAGAAGAGACAGCUAUACAUAAGCUCUCUGUUUUAGCCAGUGAUGGCAGCUCCAGUCCUGCCAGAGCUACUGUCACCAUAAAUGUGACUGAUGUUAAUGACAAUCCACCUAAUAUAGACCUGAGGUACAUAAUCAGUCCCAUUAAUGGCACUGUUUUCCUGUCGGAGAAGGAUCCCAUCAAUACUAAGAUAGCACUCAUCACAGUGUCAGACAAAGACACCGACAUUAACGGCAAGGUCAUUUGUUUCAUCGAGAAGGAUGUGCCCUUCCAUCUCAAAGCUGUGUACGACAACCAGUAUCUGUUGGAGACAUCCGCGCUGCUCGACUAUGAAGGGACCAAGGAAUACAACUUUAAAAUUGUAGCGUCAGACUCCGGGAAACCGAGUUUGAAUCAGACUGCCUUGGUCAGAGUGAGGCUGGAGGAUGAGAAUGACAACCCACCUAUUUUUACUCAGCCAGUCAUUGAGCUGGCUGUUAUGGAGAACAACAAACGUGACCUGUUCCUCACUACGCUCAGCGCCACAGAUGAGGACAGCGGCAAAAACGCAGAGAUUGUUUAUCAGCUAGGACCGAACGCGUCGUUCUUCGAUCUCGACCGCAAAACAGGGGUGCUGACUGCGUCGAGGGUUUUUGAUCGGGAGGAUCAGGACAGGUUUCUCUUUACUGUAACGGCAAGAGAUAACGGGACCCCCCCUCUGCAAACACAAGCAGCUGUUAUUGUAACUGUGCUGGAUGAAAAUGAUAACAACCCCAAGUUCACACAUAACCACUUUCAGUUUUUUGUGUCUGAGAAUCUACCUAAAUACAGCACUGUGGGUGUGAUAACUGUGACAGAUUCAGACGCUGGAGAAAACGCUGCUGUUUCUCUCUCCAUCCUGAAUGACAAUGAGAACUUUAUAUUGGAUCCUUACUCCGGGGUGAUAAAAUCCAAUGUGUCAUUUGAUAGGGAGCAACAGAGCUCCUACACUUUUGAUGUCAGGGCUGUGGACAGUGGCAGGCCCCCUUGCUCCUCAGCUGCCAAGGUGACCAUCAAUGUCAUUGACGUGAACGACAACACCCCCAUCGUCAUCUACCCCCCCUCCAACACAUCUUUCAAGCUUGUUCCGCUCUCCUCGAUCCCUGGAUCUGUGGUAGCAGAAGUGUUCGCUGUUGACGGGGAUACUGGAAUGAACGCAGAACUCAAAUACACAAUUGUGAGUGGAAACAACAAAGGUCUGUUCAGAAUUGACCCCGUCACAGGGAAUAUUACUCUGGAGGAGAAGCCAGCGGUGACUGACAUAGGCUUACACAGAUUAGUGGUCAAUAUCAGUGAUCUGGGAUAUCCUAAAUCGCUCCAUACUCUGGUGCUGGUGUUUCUGUACGUCAAUGACACUGUGGGGAACUCAACUCUCAUAUAUGAUCUCAUCCGACGCACGAUGGAAACCCCAAUAGACCGAAACAUAGGGGAAAGCAGCGAAACUUAUCAAAGUGGUGACUAUUUAACCAUCAUGAUAGCCUUUGUCACUGGCGCCUUUGUGGUGAUCAUUGUCAUCUUUGUCACUGUGCUGCUGCGCUGUCGCCAUGCAUCGAGGUUUAAAGCUGCACAGAGGAAAAAACAGGGAGCUGAGUGGAUGUCGCCCAACACGGAGAACAAGCAGAACAAAAAGAAAAAGCGCAAAAAAAGGAAAUCCCCUAAAAGUUCCCUGCUCAACUUUGUCACCAUUGAGGGGAACAAACCCGACGAUCCUGCCCACGAGCCAAUCAACGGAACCAUCAGCUUGCCAACCGAGCUGGAGGAGCAAGGGAUUGGACGCUUUGAUUGGAAUGCCACACCUACCACCACCUUCAAACCCAGCAGUCCCGACCUGGCCCGGCACUACAAGUCUGCCUCGCCACAAUCGGCCUUCCACCUCAAGGCUGACACGCCGGUGUCGGUGAAGAAGCAUCACGUGAUUCAGGAGCUCCCAUUGGAUAACACAUUUGUCGGGGGUUGUGACACCCUUUCCAAGAGGUCCUCCACGAGCUCCGACCACUUCAGUGCCUCAGAGUGCAGCUCCCAAGGAGGGUUCAAGACGAAGGGCCCCAUGCACACCAGACAGCAGGCAAUCAAUCAAGUUGACAUACUGGCUCCAUAUUUAUUCGAACAUGGCACGACGAUGGAAAAAAAGAACUAACGACAAAAUGCAGCUUAAAAACACUCGAGGACAACAUCGCUUCUGGAUUCCCUCAGAUUUACCUCAAAUAUAAAGAGUAGAGGGUGGAAGAAAAUGUUUCUUGACUGCUUGCUUGUCUACAAAAAAACAAAUAUGAUAUUAAAAAAAAGAUGAAGUUAUGAUGCUACUUCAUUGUUUGAAUGCCCCCUCCUCACCCCCACUCCCAACAACCCAUCUCCCCUCUCCGCUCCUCACUCGGCCCCUCCACCCUCUCCCCUUGUCCCCCUCCUGCCCCGGUCCCGUCUCCGGCCCACACCUCUCAGCCAUGUUUUAUCGGGGUCAGUGCCGCUACAUGCAAUGUUAAAUCACAGAGGGUGUGAUCUGCUUUGUGUUCUGAUCAUUUGUGACAGAUGAGGGUGCUUUGUGUUCAGCACGUAGUCACACUUUCUUUCCUGCUAACCGUCCACUCCCCCCUUUAUCAUUAGCGAGAAAUGUGUGUGUGUGUGUGAAAGACAGGCAAAGUGGUGCUGUAUGUCCUGACAUGACAACCCCAGAGGGAGACGUGUCCUUGUCAUUGGGUUGUUGUGUCAAGUGACACACAGGCUGCUGCUCUGUCACUAGCGUGUGCCAGUGUCUAAACUAAUAGUUGUGAUAAUGGCAUUGCCAGCCAAAACCGCCCUCCAGCAAAGAGCCGCACUUGACUUGAAAUGUGACUGCCAUUGACUGCUCUGCCACUGGGCCCCAUAGCCCACAAAGACUCUGUAACCCUCAUCGAUGUAAAUCUUUCCUGUAUAUAUGCGAUGUUUCAUGUAAAUUGAACUCCUGGUAAUCUUGCCUAAUGUGCUGUGUUAAACAAUAAUGAACUUGUUUUCAUUCUUUUUAUUUAUUUGCCCCCUGCUUUCUCCUUCUCUUUUUUUUCAUUGCUGGGUAUACAUAAAUUACAUCUGAAAUAAACUCUGCCAAUUAUUCCGUACAAUGCAACUCCUAUUCUGUCUUUAAAAGCUUUAUUUGAACAGUGCUAUUCUACCUUUAUAAUUUCAUAAUAAA